Molecule: messenger RNA, 2259 nt
Organism: Anopheles marshallii
Lineage: Eukaryota; Metazoa; Arthropoda; Insecta; Diptera; Culicidae
Gene: Stam
Product: signal transducing adapter molecule 1
Exons: 6
Coding region: 1-2259 (752 amino acids)
Biological process (GO): protein transport to vacuole involved in ubiquitin-dependent protein catabolic process via the multivesicular body sorting pathway
Cellular component (GO): ESCRT-0 complex
Molecular function (GO): ubiquitin binding; phosphatidylinositol binding
Source: RefSeq, a predicted model, not a curated record
AUGAGUCUGUUUGGGACGUCGUCUACACUCAACGCGGAUAUAGAGAAAACGACCAGCGAAAACAAUACGACGGAAAAUUGGGGUCUUAUAUUGGAUAUCUGUGACCGUGUAAACAAUGGAUCGGCGACACCGAAGGAUUGCCUAAAAUGCAUAAUAAAAAGAUUAAAUUCGCUCAACCCCCAUGUGGUUAUGAAAGCGAUCACGCUUCUCGAUGCAUGCGUUAAUAAUUGUGGCAAGCAGUUUCACCUGGAAGUCGCCUCUCGAGAGUUUGAGACAGAGUUUAAGAAGCUGCUGCAGAAAAGUCAACCAAAAGUGAAUACGAAACUAAAGCUGACCCUCAAACGUUGGGCAGAGGAUGUAUUCAAGUCCGACCCGCAGCUCGAUCUGAUACCUUCGCUAUACAAAAAGCUGCGUGAGGAGGGGCAUGAUUUUAGCGAUCCAUCCGCUACACCAAAGCGCGAAACGACGCUCAGCAAAGACCCGAACGUCGUGUCUAGUCAGCAGGAGGAAGAUGACAUUGCGAAAGCGAUCGAACUUUCGCUAAAGGAAGUCAAGAACACGCAAUCGCCGAAAAUGAUGUCAUCAUCAGGAACGACCGCCACGUCUUUGUAUCCUUCCGCUUUGUUAUCCACGGCACCGGUUGUUGAACCAAGAAAGGUGCGCGCGCUGUAUGAUUUCGAAGCGGCCGAAGAUAAUGAGCUAACGUUUCAAGCAGGAGAAAUCAUUAUGGUUCUGGAUGAUUCCGAUCCUAACUGGUGGAAGGGACAGAACCAACGCGGCGAGGGUCUUUUCCCAUCCAACUUUGUCACGGCGGAUCUGUCCGUGGAGCCGGAAUCCCUUUCGGCAGCAUCCGGAGGAAAGGGUGCGAAGAAGAGUGUGCAAUUUUCGGACGAGCAGAAGCUGGACGGUGAUAAGGAUGGACAGCAGAAGCAGCUACAGUUGGAGACGGUUGAAAUUAAUGAGGAAAAGAUCGAUCGUUUGCUGCAUCUCAUACACGAAGCCGACCCGGAAGAUCCUUCCCAGGACACCGAGGAAAUGUUGCAGCUCGAACAGCUCGUAAAUCAAAUGGGGCCGAUGAUUGAUGCGGAGUUGGAGCGAGUCGAUCGAAAGCAUGCCCAGUUGACGCAGCUCAGCAGCGAUCUGGUGGAUGCGAUCAAUCUGUACCACAAUCUGAUGCGCGAACCGGACCGGUCGGCGAUGAUGUCAAUGGGAGGUGCUGCGGGUGGCUAUGCUGCGCCCGGUGGAUAUGUGGGCGGACCAAUGAACCCAAUGUACGGUAUGCCGGCCAUGUACCAGAGCCUACCGGGCGUGGGGAUGUAUCCUAUGGCACCGGGAGGACCACCAUCGAUGCCGGGUGGUCAACCGAUGCCGGGAUACAACAUGGCCCAUCUUCGGCACGAUAUGUCGCAGAUGAAUGUUGGCACGAUGCAACAGUUCCCCACGCCACAACAGCAACAGCCUCCGCAAACGGCGAUGCACCAUCACCACCAGCCUCAUCCGGCACAGGGUGGAUCCAUGCAGACAGUCUCGCAAAAUGGUCCAACCACAAACGGGAUGCUUUCGCAGGUUGCACCGACCACAUCGUUGGCUGGAGUAGGCAGUCAACAGUCAACCACGACGGUUGCUCCACAGACGAUGCCAAAUAUGACCGGAGGGCUACCGAUGCCUCCGCAGCACGGGGCGAUACCACAAGGUUUCGCCAAUCCCACGUCGCCCCCGCCAGUCGGUAUGGCCGGUCCUUCGUCUCACCAUCAACUGCAGCAAGCGCCACCAAACCCAAAUCAGCAUUCGCUUCCCCAAAUGCGACCAACUGGCCAGCCUCCGGUCAGCUAUCCCAGCUACGUUCCUCAACAACCGCAACAACAAACCCAACCGGCAGUGUCUCAACCCGUACAGCAAAAUGUCGCAUCGCAAGGCAUGCAACCGGGUGUUGGUGCGGUACCCGUAACUGGCGGACCACCCACAACGUCCACCCAGCCGGUUCAACCGAAUUUGAACCAUCACCAUCAUCCAGCCCAACAUAUACCCAUGAACAUGCAGCCGAAUCAUUUUCCUCCCGCUUCUGGUGUGCCGCCAACCCAUCAACAGCAGCAACAGUUCAUGCCUCAGAUGGGUCCGCCGAUGGGGAAUUUUGCUCCAAUGGGUGGUCCAAUGAAUAUGUUCCCUCCCGGUGGACCCGGUGGUGUCGGUGGACCUUUGUCGAUCAACACAAACCAUCCGGGACCCCAAAACAUUCCCAUUUAUCAGCAGCAGCGGUAA